Ambispora gerdemannii is the source of this 722-nucleotide messenger RNA. The record is from the annotation of a GenBank genome assembly. NCBI's taxonomy places the organism in Eukaryota, Fungi, Glomeromycota, Glomeromycetes, Archaeosporales, Ambisporaceae.
CUUUUCCAUGAUUUUGAGGAUGUCACGAUCAUUCUCCAGUCAAUCCAAAGCGAAUACUUUUAUUGCUUUCAGAGUUCUGAUUUCAGUGUUGGAAGCUAUGAUGACUUCUCGGCUUACUUCAGAUCCUCCAAAACGUGGUAUCUAGCGGCUGGUAUUCUUUCUCCCAAGCUUGUACCGGCAAAAACAGUGGUUGCUUUAUCCGCAAAAGACGUCUACAAAGAUGAAUUUCAAGAAUUUGAUAAGAUUCUUGUGAGGCAAUUAUACCUUCCUCCUUGGUCGUUAGAGGAGUUGUUAUUUUGUCAGAAACAUAUCUUCCAAAAUGUACCGAAAGACAUAAUGUUGAAUCUUUAUGACAAGGUGGGUGGUGUGCCGAGAUACGUUCUCCGAAGGGCUGAUGACGCGUUGCAAUACUGUAAGGAUCCAAAAAUGCCCGACGAGAAGGAUAUUAUAAAACGUGCUCUUGGUCGCGUUGCAUCUGCUCUUCAGCGAGUCAAAAAUUUCGAUGACCUUAUACUUUGCGUUACUGAAGAUGCCUACUAUAUUCAAUACAGCAGUUACCUUGUUCACCGAUGGCCGAAUCCUUCUUAUGAUAGUUACUACCUCAAAUGGGCCUCUCGUUAUAUAUACGAUAAUAUUCAGGAAAGGUUAGAGAAGCAAUCAUCGAAUGAUCUUUUGGAGAGAAUUCAAAGGAUGAAAAACUUUCCCAGCGCCAGAGGGAUUAU